Molecule: messenger RNA, 484 nt
Organism: Periophthalmus magnuspinnatus
Lineage: Eukaryota; Metazoa; Chordata; Actinopteri; Gobiiformes; Gobiidae
Gene: rbx1
Product: ring-box 1, E3 ubiquitin protein ligase
Exons: 5
Coding region: 14-340 (108 amino acids)
Biological process (GO): protein ubiquitination; ubiquitin-dependent protein catabolic process
Cellular component (GO): nucleus; cullin-RING ubiquitin ligase complex
Molecular function (GO): ubiquitin protein ligase activity; zinc ion binding; cullin family protein binding
Source: RefSeq, a predicted model, not a curated record
GUCUUCGUUCAAGAUGGCAGCAGCGAUGGAUGUUGAUACUCCGAGCGGCACGAACAGCGGGUCCAGUAAGAAACGAUUUGAGGUCAAAAAGUGGAACGCAGUAGCACUGUGGGCCUGGGACAUCGUGGUGGAUAAUUGUGCCAUCUGCAGGAACCACAUUAUGGACCUCUGUAUAGAGUGUCAAGCUAAUCAAGCAUCUGCAACAUCUGAGGAGUGCACCGUUGCUUGGGGUGUUUGCAAUCAUGCUUUCCACUUCCACUGCAUUUCCCGCUGGUUGAAAACCAGACAGGUUUGCCCUUUAGACAACAGAGAGUGGGAAUUUCAGAAAUAUGGACACUAGCUCCCUGAUUCUACGUCUUUGUUCCUUUUAAUGGUCAUUAAUUGCUUGUCCUGCCCCUCCUAUUUGUUACCUUAGGUAUUCUAAACAACUCCUGUUUAUUUUUCACCUGUUUAAGUUGUGUAAUAAAAUAGUGCAAAACACUGG